AUGCGCGCCCACCUUCCUGAGCGGAGCCCGCACCAGUCAGCCGGCAACCACCCUGACAGCAUUCCGGGCAAGGGGUGGCAGUGGGGAGACGGACAAGGGAGCGAGCGGGCAGAGAGGAAGAGGCAACACGUCCGGGCUCGCCGGGUUAUCACGGUUCGGGCAGCGGGUGUGUGGGGGGCCCGCUUCCAGGCCGAUGCGACGCUGGGCCAGAAAUCCCGGUUUGCGUGCCGCUGCCUGCCCACACCAUCAUCGACCCUGUCGAAAAGCUGCUCGGGGGGUUGGCGUGGCACGCGUGUGUGGUUGAGGGCUGCGCGGCGCUGCGUCUGUAGAGCGCACUGGAGCGGCUGCUCCUUCCUCACUCUCGGCCCGCCAAGCACCACCCAUCAGCUGCCACUAACCUUUGGCCUCGGGCAAGGGUACCGGGACUUCGGCUUGAUGAUUCAAUAA
Gaeumannomyces tritici R3-111a-1 is the source of this 447-nucleotide messenger RNA. RefSeq lists its product as hypothetical. NCBI's taxonomy places the organism in Eukaryota, Fungi, Ascomycota, Sordariomycetes, Magnaporthales, Magnaporthaceae. The transcript has a single exon. The coding region runs from base 1 to 447 and encodes 148 amino acids. The record is from RefSeq and is a predicted model, not a curated record.